CUAGCUGCUCUGAGCACGGUCAGAACGUCCGUCUCAGUUCUCUGACCAGCUCUUUCACCGCUUGAUCACCACAACAACACCUCCGGCUUUUAUACUCCUACUUCCUUUCACAUGUAUUUUUACUCUUUAAACAAAUGAAACACAACAACACGUAGCAUCACUCUCAAUAUGAAAAUGCAGUAUAAUACCCAUAACAAUCCAUGUAGCUCUCAGACGUCAAACACUAUCAACUAUGUGAGUUUUUUUAAGACCACUGACUGCUGUCCUUCACCAAAGUUCAUAGACCUCAUCAAUCCAAACACUGUCCUUUCUGGAAUAACGUCCUGUUUUGGGCACACCCCACACUUUGGGAACCAGUGGUUUAAUGGAACUAUGAGACAUGCUAGCAGGUUUCACACCAAAAGUCUGCAUCUCCAGAGGUCACACACUGCUGACUGCAGCUGACCGUCGUGGUGCGAGGUGAGGCUCAUUCUCCUCUGUGAGCAAGAGGAUCAAACCCUGUCCAACAAAUGGAAAGAAUAGAAUAAUAGAGCGGCCGACUCUGACAUGGGGUGACAGCGACUCCUGCGGCUGACCUUUCCUCCUCACCCCCUCUUCUCCUCCCUCUUGCACUUUGGUUUUUUCCAAAAAAGACACAGAACCAUCUCUGUACCCAGCAGGUCACACCUCACUCUGAAGUGUUACUCCCACACCAAGUCCCAAGAAUCACAGCUGCCGAGGAUUUUCCACAAGACUUAAAAUUAGCAGGAGAUGGUGGGCUGCCACCCCUGACCCACCCACCCAUCUGCAAGGAUCAAACCUGGGUUGGAUGCUCCUUGUUGCCAAACUUGGACACUUGGAUCUCAGACACUCAGCUGAUCUGUUAGCCUGCUGAUGAAGGAAACACAUUUUUCAUAUGUUAUGUUCUUGUCUGUGAGUUAUUUGUCACAUUGACAUCAGUUUAUUUAUAUUUUACAGUAGAAGGAAGAUUUUUUUUUCCAAUUUUGUCAACUCAUGGAGCAGAGCUUUACAACUGCAUUUAUGGCACCCCCUGCAGCAUCCCGUCACCAGCAUCACCAGGUGCAGCGGUGAUUGAGAGAGAGAGACAGAGAGAGAGAGAGAGAGAGAGAGUCAGUCUACCAAGGUGGCAGGAUUGGAGUGGGAGCCUCUGCUCUGUCAGACAUGCGCAGGAGCGUCACCACCGUCAGCAUCACCAUCACCAUCAGCAGCAGCAGCACCGCUGCUCUGCGUUUCCGCCUUGGCUGAGCGGCACGCACGGCCGUGAGGGGAGGGCAGCGGAGCCGAGAGAAGGAGUGGAGCUACUACAAGCCGCAGUGGGAGCAAACACCUCACGGACUCCGUGCGAAUUAAACCCGCAUCCAGCAAUUACACCUGGAAGGAGGGGACCCGCAAACACAGGCAGAGAGAGAGAGAGACAGAGAGAGAGAGAGCAGUGCGCACCAGCUCGGUCCAGCAUGGAGACUGCGAUAAACAGCAAGCAGUGAAAAUGUGAGAUGCACAGAUGUGCGCGUGAAUGCAUGUGUGUCUGUGUCUGUGUGUGCGUGCGACAGUAUAAAGUAUAACCCCCUGCUGUGUCUCUUGCGGGUGAUUUCCAUUCUGUGCUCCGCAGUCUCAAAUUAGAAAAAAAAAUGAAGAAGUUCAACAUCAGGAAGGUGCUGGACGGACUGAAGGAGGUGUCCUCCUCCACCCCCUCCGUCCAAGUGGGACCACAGGAGAACCAUCUGAUCCAGGAGACCCUCCAGUCCGAGCAUUUUCAGCUCUGCAAGACUGUCCGUCAUGGCUUCCCCUACCAGCCGUCGGCCAUGGCUUUUGACCCAGUCCAGAAGAUUCUGGCCAUCGGCAGCCAGAGUGGAGCUCUCAGAUUGUUCGGACGUCCAGGUGUGGAGUGUUACUGUCAGCACGAGAGCGGAGCGGCCGUCAUCCAGCUGCAGUUUCUCAUCAAUGAGGGGGCACUGGUGAGCGCAUUGGCCGACGACAGCGUCCAUCUGUGGAACCUGAGGCAGAAGAGACCGGCCAUCCUUCACUCCCUUAAGUUUAACAGAGAGAGAAUAACUUACUGUCACCUGCCCUUCCAGAGUAAGUGGUUGUACAUCGGCACCGAACGAGGGAACAUCCACAUCGUCAACGUGGAGUCCUUCAUGCUCUCAGGCUACGUCAUCAUGUGGAACAAAGCCAUUGAACUGUCCUCUAAGGCUCACCCUGGACCAGUUGUUCAUAUAAGUGACAACCCCAUAGACGAGGGGAAGCUCAUAAUUGGAUUUGAGUCUGGGAUCGUGGUCCUGUGGGAUCUGAAAUCAAAGAAGGCAGACUAUCGCUACACUUACGACGAGGCGAUCCACUCAGUUGCCUGGCAUCACGAGGGCAAGCAGUUCAUCUGCAGUCACUCAGACGGAACUCUGACCAUAUGGAACAUCAGAGGCCAGGGCAAGCCCAUCCAGACAAUCACCCCGCAUGGAAAACAGCCCAAGGAUGGGAAGAAGCCGGAGCCGUGUAAACCCAUUCUCAAAGUAGAGUACAAGACCACCAGGAAUGGGGAUCCGUUCAUAAUCCUGUCUGGCGGUCUGUCCUACGACACGGUGGGCCGGCGGCCUUGUCUAACGGUGAUGCACGGAAAGAGUACAGCUGUACUGGAGAUGGAUUAUCCCAUCGUAGAUUUCCUCACGCUUUGCGAGACACCGUACCCUAACGAUUUUCAGGAACCUUACGCUGUGGUGGUGCUCCUGGAGAAGGAUUUAGUGGUGAUUGACCUUGCACAAAAUGGUUACCCCAUAUUUGAAAACCCCUAUCCUCUAACUAUCCACGAGUCUCCUGUGACCUGCUGCGAGUACUUUGCCGACUGCCCCGUGGACCUCAUACCUGCACUUUACUCUGUGGGCUCUCGACAAAAGCGACAGGGAUACAGCAAAAAGGAAUGGCCUAUUAGUGGUGGAAACUGGGGUCAAGGCACACAGAGCUACUCAGAGAUCAUCACCACUGGACAUGCUGAUGGAACUGUGAAGUUCUGGGAUGCCUCCGCAAUAAUGCUCCAGGUGCUCUACAAGCUUAAAACUGCUAAGGUGUUUGACAGAAACCGGUCCAAGGAAGACAAGGGCAGCGCGGACGCGUCAGACGAAGACCCCUUCGCCAUUCAGAUCAUGGCCUGGUGCCCCGAGAGCCGUAUGCUCUGUGUGGCCGGAGUGUCGGCCAACGUCAUCAUCUACCGCUUCAGCAAGUUAGAAGUCACCACAGAGGUGCUGCAGCUACUAGAGGUGCGACUUCAGUACGAGCUGAAUGACACAGAGUCUCCAGACGGAGGCGGAGGAGGUGAACAGACGUCGGCACUCACAACACCCGGAGCCUCGCCUCAGACGAGCGGCCCGCCUUCACAUCCCUCCACCAGCAGCAACAACUCUGACGGCGGCAACAUUCCCUGUCUGAAGGUGCGCAGUACUCCUCUGAAGCAGUCUCCAGGUUACCAGGUAGAUUUAGUCGUCCAGUUAGUGUGGGUGAGUGGAGAGCCCCCCCAACAGAUCACAAGUCUGGCCCUCAAUUCCUCCUAUGGCCUAGUGGUGUUUGGCAACAGCAACGGCCUGGCGGUGGUGGACUACGUCCAGAAGACAGUAGUUCUAAACUUGGGAACGGUCGAGCUUUACGGCUCCAACGACCCCUACCAGAGGCAGCCGCGGUCGCCAAGGAAGACGAGGCAGCCUUCAGGAGGGUUGUGCGACAUCAACGAGGGCUCGGCCACGUCGGAGGAUCGCUGCAAGUCUCCUACUUCAGCAAAGAUGUCACGGAAAUUAAGCUUGCCUACUGAGCUAAAGCCAGACUUGGUCCUCCUGUCUGUAUGCCCGCCGCGGGGUGCAAACCCAUUAGACCACCGGGACAACUCCUUCAGCCGCUCCCGCUCCUCCAGCGUCACCAGCAUCGACAAGGAAGCCCGGGAGGCCGUCAGCUCCUUCCACUUCUGCGAGACCUUCGCUCGAAAGGGGGACUGCGCUUUGACACACUGCCUGCACGUGGGUACGUCCCUAGGAACCGUGCUGGCUCUUGCUAUUACGCUACCACCUGCUGGGGAGCAGCGGCAACUGCAGCCGGUUAUCAUGACUCCUACAGGAAUGCUGGUGCGACUGAAGGGCAGCAUCUUACGGAUGGCCGUCCUGGAUUCCACAGGGUCACAGCUUCCCCCUGCCCACGAGCCGUGGUUUGAACCCAACGUCACAGCCGACGGCGAGGAGAGAGAGAAGGUCCGCAAGCGCCGGCCCGUCUCCGUGUCCCCGUCCACAUCACAAGACCUCAGCGAGAGCCAGUACGCCGUGGUGUGCUCGGAAAAACAGGCCAAAGUCAUCGCCCUGCCCUCACAAGUCUGCAUCUAUAAACACAGCAUCACAGAAACCUCCUUCAUCCUGCGGGCGGACGUGGUGCAGAUGAGCCAGGGCGUGUGUCUGGCUUGUUUCUGUGCCAACGGCCACAUCAUGACCCUCAGUUUACCUGGACUCAGACCUCUUAUGGAUGUGAACUACCUGCCUCUGACCGACAUGAGGAUAGCCAGGACGUUUUGCUUCACAAACCUCGGUCAGGCCAUGUACCUCUGCUCCCCCACGGAGAUCCAGAGGAUCACCUACAGCCAGGAUACCUGUGAAAACCUACAAGAGAUGCUGGGAGAACUUUUCACACCUGUGGAAACACCAGAAGCUCCAAACAGAGGGUUUUUCAAGGGUCUCUUUGGUGGAGGAGCUCAGUCACUGGACAGGGAGGAGCUGUUCGGUGAAAUAACCGCAGGAAAGGCAUCUCGAAGCCUGGCUCAGCACAUCCCAGGACCUGGUGGCAUCGAGGGCAUGAAGGGGGCAGCGUCCGGCGUGGUGGGAGAUCUGGCACGUGCCCGGAUAGCACUGGAUGAAAGGGGUCAGAAGCUGGGCGAGCUGGACGAGAGGACGGCCGCCAUGAUGGCCAGCGCAGAUUCUUUCUCUAAACAUGCCCAUGAGAUGAUGCUAAAGUGCAAGGACAAGAAAUGGUACCAGUUCUGAUCAGUGACAGGACAGGAGCCGAGCUCCGGGGACAAGACCAUCACUUCCAUGAUCUCAUACAGACUCAUCGUGACUCCCUCCGUCUUUUAUCCCGACCCUCCAAGCCUUCUUCACUGAGACUCUCGGGAGUUCCGUCCCUAGCACAAUGUUUAAAUACUGUUUUUACCUCAGUCUCACCGUGGAACUGAGGGCCAGACAAAGGAGAAGGACAAAGACAAACUCGGAGGGAACAAAAUGAAGGUGUCCUUUUUGAUUUAUUUUCUUUUUCUUUUGUCUCUCACCUGAAGAGUCUUCAUUCUCAUUUGCCAAAAGCAUCCUUUAAUAUGUUGGCGUCUGUGGAGGGCAGUAUUUAAACCGGCGUAUAUGGCUGGAGGAAAAAAAAAAAGACCUAAUGACGUUUUUUUUUUAAGUGCAAAAGAAGAAAAAGAAAUCUAAAUAUAUCAUAGUAUAUACAUAAUUCAAAUCAAUGUGCAAUGACGUCUCUGGAUACUGUAUUGAGGAGACGGGGGGCGGGGGUGCAGGGGGAGCCAAGGAGGCGGUAAGAAGGAGAUCCAGUUUGAUGGAGACGCCUCCUCUAUGCAGAAAGUGGCGGCGGUGAAAAAACCUCCUCUGUGGUUCACUGGAUAUCUCCUCAUCUCAACAAAGACUCCGGACUUUCCUCCGUAUCUUACGACCUUUUUUUGUAUUUGUUACCAUUAAUGUGCAUCUCUUCGUUUCUUAUUUAUCUUUGGUUUCCACCCCUCUACCUGUCAUGUGUUGGCCUUUUGGCUCUGUCUGUAAUAUCUGGAAAAACUCUUAUUUUUCUAUUGUUGUGAAAGUGGACAACGGUCUGAAUUGAGGAAAACCUUUUACUGUGGCUUUUGUUUAGAUUAAUUUAUCUUAAUGUAAAGGGCUGGAAUCUAAGAGGAGGGCAAGGGUUAAUAUAUAUAUAUAUAUACACACACACACAUAUAUAUAUAUAUAUAUAAAAUAUUUCUUUUAAUAAGCCACAGACCUGAAAACAUAUAUGAAUGAGUCACAUUUCUGUUAAUCUUCAGAAUAUAAAAGUACGCUCACGGUGCACAACCUGCCAAAUACCUUUACAAAUUAUUUUACAUAUCAUCUAAUUCUGGAUUAUAAUUAUACUCAGAUUUAAAUUAUUAUUAUUGCUAUUGCCGGUUAUUUUUUUCUUUUCUUUCUUCUUCUUAAAAGUAACCUAGCAAAAACAUCUCGUUGGUGUGCGUCCACAUCAGUCAACAAAUACGAUACUUUUCUGAUCCUAUGAGAAUUAUUUAAAUAUAAUCACAGUAUAUUUAAACCAUAAUUACCAGCACAUACAGUACCAUGUGUAAAUGUGAAGAUCAGCAGAUGAUGUCAUGUUUUCCUAAUAAUUAUGGGAAAAAAAGAUCAAUUCAUGAAACUUCAGAAUGACCUCAUUUUUUUGACAAUUUGGCUUUUUCCAGCGAACUAUUUGAAUAAUUGACAAUAAACAUCGUCAGUAAUGGAUCAUUUAUAAAGAGACCUCCGGGGGUCUCCUCCAGCUCUAUGGGAAUGGCUUUAGGAAUAUUAAAAACUACCUAUUUUUUGCAUAUUUCUGAAGCUCAGUAUCUGGACAAAACAGAUUCCAUGUUUAUAAAUGUUGGAGAACAGAACAUGAACCGGUUAGUCCCAGUUCCAGUGAGACAGUUGGACCAUGACUGUAUUUAUGAACAGAUGUUUUUGGUGUCAGAAACGCCCACCGUCACUUGUGUUUCGUUGCUCUAUCCAUGUUUGCAGAAAACACCCAGAUGUGAUGUCUCACACACACACACACUGUCUUUUGACCUUUCUUUGUAUAUAAGUAAAUAGUUAGACAAUCUAAGACCAACUGGGGGCAUAAAUGUCAAGGUUGCCCGGAGCAACAAAAGAGGAGAGAGGCCAUAUUUUUUCUGACGCCAAAGAGUUGCUUUAGCUUUGUCACUGCACUUUUCAUUUAGCCGGUCGCACCACGACUUCUUCACACCGGCGUGGUCCCGUUUACUUUUGGAAAAAGUCGUCAUUAUCACUCUGUCAGGGUUUAAGACACGGAGCAGGUUGCAAUGAAACUCGGCCAUUUAUAAUAAGACUGCGUCACGGUCCGUGAAAUGUUUAGUGUUUUAAAACAAAUGGGGGAAAAAAACAAACCCUGAACCACUCAGUACGACUCUACGGUCUCUACGACAUUUGAAGUAUUCAUCGUGUGAAUGUGUGUUUACGUCUUACUGUGUGAUAGGAUGUGUUUAUGUGGAUUGGAUUAAUUUCCUUAGAUGUUUAUUUAUUUGGUUUGUUUGUUUCAGUUGAUUAUUAAGUGAUUUCUCUGUCUUAGCCUUAGCCGCCCCACCAUCAGCCGUCCACCUGUGUCCAGUUCACUGUCUCUUACACUGGACAAAGCCACCAGUGAUGACAUCAGAUGGCGACCUCUGACCUCUGGUUUGAUUUAUCUGCAUCUUGCUCUCAUAUUCCUACAAAUAUGGCCUUCUUGUGUUUAGUAACUGUCGUCGUGUGGAUGUGGGUAGGUAGUGCUGUCUUUCUAUCACCAGGGAAAAAAAAGAGUCAAAAGAUUUUUUCAAGUACACACCUAAAAGAAAAACAUUCAUUGUCUCUCCUUCCAACCCAGCUGCUAUGUGUUAAUUUUUAAAAUGUUCUCUCUGUUUUCUCCCCCUUGUAUUAUUGAUUUGUUUUCGUCUAUACAGUACAGUAUGUGUUAUUCUCACCUAGAGCGAUGAAAUCCACACACUUCAGACAACCAGAGGGAGUCCUGUCUGUCUGCCAUAUGCCGUCUUCUGUCCCUGGUCCCACAAAUAUCAGUCAGUGAGUUGCAGUAUUUUUUUUUGUUUUGUUUUUCUCUCAUUGUAGCUAAUCUUUCUUGUACAGUUUUAUGCAACUUUCACAUGGAUGUUUAUGACUUUAUCUGCUGCCACAAAAAUUUAGAAAUUCUGUAGAUAGAGAUUACUGUGCAAUGGAAAAUAAAAGUGGAAAAAGCAA
Cynoglossus semilaevis (tongue sole) is the source of this 7985-nucleotide messenger RNA. It is a transcript of the gene stxbp5a, whose product is annotated as syntaxin binding protein 5a (tomosyn). Bases 1629 to 5003 code for a protein of 1124 amino acids. The record is from RefSeq and is a predicted model, not a curated record. Gene Ontology annotation, cellular component: plasma membrane; SNARE complex; cytoplasm. Gene Ontology annotation, biological process: Golgi to plasma membrane transport; exocytosis. The transcript has 32 exons. Gene Ontology annotation, molecular function: GTPase activator activity; syntaxin binding; myosin II binding. Lineage: Eukaryota; Metazoa; Chordata; Actinopteri; Pleuronectiformes; Cynoglossidae.